Messenger RNA from Fonsecaea nubica, 1941 nucleotides. RefSeq lists its product as hypothetical. Bases 1 to 1941 code for a protein of 646 amino acids. The transcript has 2 exons. The record is from RefSeq and is a predicted model, not a curated record. Lineage: Eukaryota; Fungi; Ascomycota; Eurotiomycetes; Chaetothyriales; Herpotrichiellaceae.
AUGGGACAAUCGCAUUCCUCGCCGCCGCCGAGAGAGAUCCCAGUCGAGCAAUUGAGCCAUGAGUUGGCCCUCCGCUUUGCCUCCAAAUGCUACACCCAUCUGGAGAUAGCGCACUACAAGGACAACUUCAAGACCUUGGCAGAUCACCAGGAAGACGUCGAGUACUGGAAAGAAGACACGUUAUGCGGCUUCCUCGCCCUGCCGGAGCCUCUCAAGGCUGGUCCCGUGUUGUAUCACAUGUGUACAUAUCUUGGGGCGUUUCCAUUCCCCAGUCUAGCGCCGUGCAUAUUGACCAGAGAGGCCAUGCUAAAGGUCAUCACUAUCAUGACGGGUAGGUACAAGAAGGUCCUGAGACGAGGCGACCAGGACAAGAUCAAACUGUUGUUUCGCAGCCUGGCCGUUUUCGACCGGCGCCACAGCGUGACCUCGCCGAAGGAGAGGCCGGACAUGGACGAGAUUGUGAUAGAGCAGCUUCCCGAGGACAUGUUGAGGGAGCGCGAAGUCGAGCGGGGUGUGAGCUCCCACGUGGCCGGGUUUGCCAUUGACGAGCCUGUGAAUGACGACGAGGAGGAAGACGACGACGACCUUGCGCUGGCUGCGCUCGACUCGCUCGACGCCAUCGAAGUGUUCAAGCAUGACCAGAAGACCAACCGCAAAAUCAACCACGCGAUGAUCCCUGUGGAGAACCUCAAGAAACUCAUCACUCUCUUGCUGCUCGUCGCCGGCGUCACACCCUUGACCACACUGGCCACCUACGGCGAACGCCUGGACGCAGAGCGUCUGCAGGCCCUAAACACGUCAGCGGAUGCCAUCGUGGCGGCCUUCGACCCAGAGCCUCAGAGCAGAGGAAUCCGGUACUCCAACUUCGUCAAGACCGUCACCACGACCUUACCCGAUCUAUUCGAGCCUCUCAAUGCCCUGUUCGAGCAUUUCCUGUUCAGCAAGAACUUCAACCUUAACAAACACCGUGACCCCGCGCCAGCCGCCGGUGACACGGUCGAGGCUAUACCAUCAUCACCCAUCUACAAGUCCCCCGAAGACACCACCUUCAGCACCAUCUUCACCGACACCCUCCUCGCCCAGUUGUCCAUGUCCCUCCAAGUAUCCACGUCUGUCUCGUCGAGCUCCUCCCUCAAGAACAUCUUCGCCUCCAACGCCCGCUUCAACCAGCUCUACUCGACCUCGUCCCACGGCACGUCCUUGUCCUCCUUCUCCCGCCAAGUCCACUCGUGGCAGUCUUCGACGCUGGUCCUGAUAUCCGGCACGCUUCCCGACACAAACAACCCCAUCAUCAUCGGGGCAUACCUCCCCGAACCGUGGCGCGAGAAGCCAGCACCCCCGUCAUCCUCUUCCACCUCUAGCGACAGCCCGUCCAAGGCGUCCUGCCUCUUCCAGCUCCUGCCGCGGCACUGCGUCUUCCUCGCGAAUCAGUACAACCGCAGCAUCCCCUUUUCAUAUUUCAACGCGAAAACGGGCAUCGCGCUAGGCUGCGUCAUCCCGCCACAGCAGUCUCGGACGGGCCCGCCCCUGCCGCCGAUCCUGGGACCGGUCAGCGUCCUGAUCGACAGCGACAUGUCGACGUGCACGUUCCAGCACGACGGGGACGGCGGGGCCGGGGCGUUCAUGACGGACCCGGGCCUGGAGACGGCGCAGAAACACCAUCCCGAAACCACGCAGCCCAAGAGGGCCGAGUUUGACCUCGACACGCUCGAGGUGUGGGGGAUCUCGUUCCCGCUGGCCCGCACGGGCUCGCUCUCGGACAACGCGGGGGAAGACGACGAGGUGGCCAAGCAGAGGAAACGGCUCGCGUGGGAGGAGGCCGAAGCCGCGCGCCGCAGGGGGGUCAACUUUGGAGGGGACAAGGACGGCGCGAGGGCCCUGUUGGAGAUGGCCGGCCUGGUCGGGGACAAGGCUGGGAACAGGAGCGGCGGAUCUGUGUAA